UUGGAUCGGUCACAAAGGACAUGGCAGAUGGACGGACGGAACAAAUAUGGAGUUCAGUGGAUGGAAUAAAAGCUCAACGAUGUCAAAUGUCGGAAGAUCAAAGUUUAUCUCUAUUGGGUGGAACUGGUCUAUGGAAACAGAUCCUACAGUUCUCCAUUUCUAUAUCUGCCGCAGACGUCAAGGCAGUAGCCGCCCUACAUAUUGUCCUCGCUCGUCUGUCCACAAUCAUCGCGAUGGUCACUGCUACGGAUUUGUCGAUAAAAACGUCACAUGGGAGGAAGCAGAAAUGGCUUGCUCAAAUCUUACGACAUACAACACAUCCGGUUACUUAGUUACCAUUGACAACUACCAAGAAGCUAUGUUUUUGUCAGCAUUCCCUAGUCGUUUACUGUAAAUAAAAGUGUACUAGUAUUUAUUUAUAAUGUAAUGUAAUGUUAAACCUAAUUUGAUUAUAAACACUGUGACAUUAGCAAUGCGAUACGUUAAAUACCGAAUGUCGGAAAUGUUGAUAAUAUACGUA
Pecten maximus is the source of this 520-nucleotide messenger RNA. RefSeq lists its product as uncharacterized. The record is from RefSeq and is a predicted model, not a curated record. The transcript is spliced from 2 exons. The coding region runs from base 21 to 332 and encodes 103 amino acids. Lineage: Eukaryota; Metazoa; Mollusca; Bivalvia; Pectinida; Pectinidae.